AUGGACAAGAAUUACUUUAUGAACGCCGGAAUUUCGCCGUGGACAGAAGUGGCCUGCGGGGCCGAUCAGUCGUUCAUCGAGCCCAACCAUGACCAAUUCUCGUACUUGGACUCGUCCUUGGCCCUCCGUGAACUGAUCCGGAAGCUCGGCGGCGACGUGGGUACGCCCACUGCUUUUCCGGCGGCAGGUUGCUCCAACUUCGCCAGCACCACCACCACCACCGACAGCAGCUCCCUAGCCUCGCCCAAGCUGAAUCUGCCGAUCGUGGACCAAAUGAGCAUCCCCAAUUUCGGGAGCAUGGCAACCCUAGCCCCGCCUCUUCCGUCGCUCGCGGCCGAUCCAGGGUUCGCUGAGAGGGCGGCCAAGUUCUCCUGCUUCGGCAGCCGGAGCUUCAAUGGCCGGUCCCAGCCGCAAUUAGGGCUGACCAGCAAUGGAGAAAUGGGGAUUAGAUCCGGCAGCAAUCCAAUUUCCUUGGCUAACGGUAAAUUAUCCCGCGUUUCGAGCAGCCCGACCCUCAAGCAAGGCGGAUCGGCGAGUAGGAAUUCAGGCCCGAUGGAGAUUCCCAGGCCCGGGAAAAUGGGGUCUGAGAAGAAAUUAAGUAAACUGUUGGGGUCGAAUGCUAAUUCUUCGAAUGAGGAGUCCUCCGUUUCGGAACAAAUCCCGAGUGGUGAAACGGGCUCCAAGAUCUCGAACGACAUGAACUCUAGGAAGAGAAAAUCUGGUUCCAGGGGGAAAUCUAAAGAUGGAUCAAAGGUAAUCGAAGGCGGUGAAGAUGCAGAUGCGAAACGUUCAAAGCCGACUGACGGAGGGAAAAUUGAGGCGAAAACAGAAGAGGAAACGUUCAAAGGAGGCUCAAAUGAGGAAACCGAGAAAAGAAAGGUCGAUCAGAAGCCGUCUGAGCCACCAAAGGAUUAUAUUCAUGUCCGAGCAAGAAGGGGCCAGGCCACUGACAGCCAUAGUCUAGCUGAAAGAGUUCGUCGUGAAAAAAUCAGCGAGAGAAUGAAGCUUCUCCAGGAUCUUGUACCUGGUUGCAACAAGGUGACUGGGAAAGCACUCAUGCUCGAUGAGAUCAUUAAUUACGUACAGUCCUUGCAACGACAGGUCGAGUUUCUGUCCAUGAAAUUGGCCUCGGUCAAUCCAGGCCUUGAUUUCAACAUGGAAAAUCUUCUCUCCAAAGAUAUGUUUCAGCAAAAUGCAAUCUCUCUGCCCCAACAAAUGUACCCUUUGGAGUCCUCUUCGCCAGCAGCAUUCUAUCAGCAAAAUAUACACCAAAUGCAUCAUAAUCAGAACAAUUGUUCAAGCAGCAUAUUGACCGGUCCGUUGGGCCAAUGCACAGUGGGCUCUCUACCUAUGGAUGCUCGCAGUUUAGGAAUUCAUUUGCCUUCCGCUGACGGGUUUAACGAUAUCAUUACCCAGUUUCCUUUAUUCAAUGAAGAUGAAUUGCAGAGCAUUGUUCAGAGGGGAUGUGUCCAAGAUCCAGUUAACUUUUCUGGAAGAGGGCCCCUCUGUAUUUUAUAG
Striga hermonthica is the source of this 1518-nucleotide messenger RNA. NCBI's taxonomy places the organism in Eukaryota, Viridiplantae, Streptophyta, Magnoliopsida, Lamiales, Orobanchaceae. The record is from the annotation of a GenBank genome assembly.